Molecule: messenger RNA, 5238 nt
Organism: Balaenoptera ricei (Rice's whale)
Lineage: Eukaryota; Metazoa; Chordata; Mammalia; Artiodactyla; Balaenopteridae
Gene: CCT5
Product: chaperonin containing TCP1 subunit 5
Exons: 11
Coding region: 72-1697 (541 amino acids)
Biological process (GO): protein folding
Cellular component (GO): chaperonin-containing T-complex
Molecular function (GO): ATP hydrolysis activity; ATP binding; ATP-dependent protein folding chaperone
Source: RefSeq, a predicted model, not a curated record
AGAGCAGAGUGUGUUCUUGCUUCCGCGGUAGCUUCCGCCGGUUGCGGGAGAGUAACUGCUGUGGCUGCAUCAUGGCGUCCGUGGGGACCCUCGCCUUCGAUGAAUAUGGCCGCCCUUUCCUCAUCAUCAAGGAUCAGGACCGCAAGUCUCGUCUUAUGGGACUUGAGGCCCUCAAGUCUCAUAUAAUGGCAGCAAAGGCUGUAGCAAAUACAAUGAGAACAUCACUUGGACCAAAUGGGCUCGAUAAGAUGAUGGUGGAUAAGGAUGGCGACGUGACCGUAACUAAUGACGGUGCCACCAUCUUAAGCAUGAUGGAUGUCGAUCAUCAGAUCGCCAAGCUGAUGGUCGAACUGUCCAAAUCACAGGAUGAUGAAAUUGGAGAUGGAACCACAGGAGUGGUUGUCCUGGCUGGUGCCCUGUUGGAAGAGGCCGAGCAGCUGCUGGACCGCGGCAUUCACCCCAUCAGGAUCGCCGAUGGCUACGAGCAGGCCGCCCGCAUCGCUAUCGAGUACCUGGACAGGAUCAGCGACAGUGUCCUCGUCGACAUGAAGGACACCGAGCCCCUGAUCCAGACCGCGAAGACCACGCUGGGCUCCAAAGUGGUUAACAGCUGUCACCGACAAAUGGCCGAGAUUGCCGUGAACGCCGUCCUCACUGUGGCCGACAUGCAGCGCAGAGACGUUGACUUCGAGCUCAUCAAAGUAGAAGGCAAAGUGGGCGGGAGGCUGGAGGACACCAAGCUGAUCAAGGGCGUGAUCGUGGACAAGGAUUUCAGUCACCCGCAGAUGCCCAAACAAGUGGAAGAUGCUAAGAUUGCCAUCCUCACGUGUCCAUUUGAACCGCCGAAACCAAAGACGAAGCAUAAGCUGGAUGUGACGUCUGUAGACGAUUUUAAAGCCCUUCAGAAAUAUGAAAAGGAGAAGUUUGAGGAGAUGAUUCGGCAGAUUAAAGAAACUGGCGCUAACCUAGCCAUUUGCCAGUGGGGCUUUGACGACGAAGCAAAUCAUUUACUCCUUCAGAAUAACCUGCCUGCGGUUCGUUGGGUCGGAGGCCCUGAAAUCGAGCUGAUCGCCAUCGCCACGGGCGGCCGCAUCGUCCCGAGGUUCUCAGAGCUCACGGCCGAGAAGCUGGGCUUUGCGGGUCUUGUGAAGGAGAUUUCAUUCGGGACCACCAAAGACAAGAUGCUGGUCAUCGAGCAGUGCAAGAACUCCAGAGCCGUCACCAUUUUCAUCAGAGGAGGAAAUAAGAUGAUCAUCGAGGAAGCCAAACGAUCCCUUCACGAUGCUCUGUGUGUCAUCCGGAACCUCAUCCGUGACAACCGCGUGGUGUACGGCGGAGGCGCUGCCGAAGUAGCCUGUGCUCUGGCCGUCAGCCAGGAGGCCGACAAGUGCCCGACCUUGGAGCAGUACGCCAUGCGAGCCUUCGCCGACGCCCUGGAGGUCAUCCCCAUGGCCCUCGCCGAAAACAGCGGCAUGAAUCCCAUCCAGACUAUGACCGAAGUCCGAGCCAAACAAGUGAAGGAGAUGAACCCUGCCCUCGGGAUUGACUGCAUGCACAGGGGGACAAACGAUAUGAAGCAACAACACGUCAUAGAAACCUUGAUUGGCAAAAAGCAACAGAUCUCUCUUGCAACACAGAUGGUUAGAAUGAUUUUGAAGAUUGAUGACAUCCGUAAGCCUGGAGAAUCUGAAGAAUAAAAAAAGAAUUUAGAAUAAAAUGUAGAAGUAAGAUCCACUACCAUGAUUAAAUAAAUGUGUGUCUUGUGAUGCAUCUACAGUUAUUUAUUACUAUGUCCUUUAUUAGACACUGUAGGUGCUAUAACAACAGUAGCUGUUUGGUAGCAAUAGUUUCACUUGUUCAGAGACAUGAAACUGUAGAGAUGUGAUCUCACAGGGUUUUGUAUUUGUUAUUAAAGGGAACUCUUUAAACAGCCUUUAUGUUCUGCUCUUCACAUUAAGAAACGUUCACUGUAACAUCCAUCAAAUGCCUUAAUUGAAGGGGUUUGAGUUGAUUUUUUUUUCUUUUUUUUUCUUUUUUUUGUAAUAAGCUGUAGGACCUGUAUUUAACAGCUUUAGAUGUUCAGUUUGUUCUCAAGGUUUAUUUUAACAUUGCGGAAUUAUGGGCUUGGUCCUAUUAUUUAAAUGCUGCAUCUGUGUAAAUGGGUGGAUCUUUGACUGUAGAGACCCAUCAGAGGAGAGUAUCCACCAAACGAUUGUGGGAUGUCUUAACGUGCUUUUAGGUUACACCGACGUGUGCUAGGGCGUUAUUAUCGUGCUACUGAGACCGCGUCAACAGCAUAACCUUCACGUAGUCCCCUUGGCGUUAUCCUGCCCUGGCUCCACCCUAAGCACAGGCCAGCAUGUGUACAGAGAAGGCCAGAGUGCGCACAGUCUCCUGUACCGCCUGCAGGUGCUUAGACGGGCGAUUCAGAACCCUGUUGGGGUUUUCUUAUCAGAGGAACAGAACGAGUGGAGGUUAGAGUGAAAUGUGGAAAAAUGGGUUAAGUGGGAGGGAAUACCUUGCAAUGACCAUGUAUGAGUAGAUUGGUAUUGAAUUAAUUCUGCUUACUGAAAUAAUACUGGCUAACAGUGACAUAGCCCUUACCAUAGGCCAAGCUGUGUUCUGAGAACUUUAUCUGUUCUCACCGCCUUGGAAAGGAGACAGGUUUCUUGUUGUUCACAUCUUACAGGUGAGUUUUGAUCAUCUGCCAGCCUCUUCUGGCCAGUACGUGGUAGAGCCUAGUCAAACCCUGGCAAUCUAACUCAAGAGUUCCCCUCUCCCCUGUGCUGUUUUGCCCCCAUUGGCUUGUGUUUGGUUCUCUAAAAGGAUGUUUCUUAGAGAAUCAUGAUAAUAAAGUUCACUCUUGUGCCACCAGGGGGAGAGGAUUUGGACCAGUCAGGUUCCAUAGGAUCAGGAAACGAUUCAGGGUUCCUUCUCAUGGGGACCUGGGUGCUGACCAGUCCUAACUAUUGGGUUGUUGUGUUUUCUCUACGUUAAUGCAUUGGUGGUUUCGCUAGGAAACGUAGUAGUAAGAGCCAAUAUCAUUCAUCCUAACGAACAUACAACCUGGUACAUAUUUCAUCAUGAAAUGGAUUGUGAAGUGGCACUAUUAUCACUUACACUACUACUUUCUGGGUGCAGCGUCAGAAUGCGUCAAGUUUGGGAUCAAGUCAGACUUAGACCCACUUAGAUAAAUAUCUUGACCUAGUAGUUCAGAUGAGUUGAUUUACAAGGGUGGAUUCUAGCCUAUAAAGAACAUACAGCAACUUACUUUGGACCAGUCUUACAUGAAGGGGUUUGUGGUUGAAUGAAAAGAGCUACUAAACCACUCCUCCGAAAAGUGGACCUCACAGAUGUUUCUGCUGGUUUCGGUCGAGAGAAACUAUGUGGCUUAUGAACAAACUCGUAGACAUGUUGUUUCACAAGCUUUUGAUGUUUUCCGGUAAAAGCGCCUCUUCGGGGUACCAUGUUACCUUUUAUCUUCCAGUUCCAAAUGGCUUGUCGAGUUUAUAUCCCUUGUAUUGUAGCCGACCCCGUGUGUAUCAGGAGCAGUGAAGGCACUUGACCCUGAAGCCGGAUUCCCACGCAGGGCCCAACAUUGUCCUGUUGGUUCCCAAUUGCUGCACUUGCGGCUUUAUUCAGUGUUUUUGUUUGUUUGUUUUUUCGUUUGCUUUUUUUUUUUUUUUGGCUGCACCGCUAUCUUAGUUCCCGGCCAGGGAUCGAGCCCAGGCGCCAGCAGUGAAGGCACCAAGUCCUAGCACUGGGCCACCAGGGAGUUCCCUAUUCCAUGUUUGUUAGGUGGCCUGGUCUUUAAUUAUCAACAACCACUCAAAAAUACAAAUGCUUCUGCAGGGGCUGAGAGGCUAGUGGGUUGUAUGUGACCAAAUGUCUUCAAUCCUUUCUUUCUCUGUUCCUGGUGAAACAGCCCCACUGAAGGGGGGGGAAUGGGAGUAACGAAGUAACAAAUAAUUGAACUACUACUAGGCGUGGAGAAGUGUUUCUGCAUUUCAGGUGCUUCUUGGGGGUAGCUGGGCAGACGGGGGUCAUCUGAAGCGCCAGGAAAGAGGGCACCAAAGACAGGUGGCUCCUUGGGGAGCGUUGAAGGCCAGGGAGGGGGGAACGCAGUGGCAGCAGCGAGGGCACCUUCAACGUGCUGGGUCGAGUGCUGCUGUAACAUCUUACGUAGGUGAUAACAGCGGUUUUCAAGGGGCCGUGAGGUCAACAGUAGUUUCUCACUAAGAGCUGAUUUGCCUUUUUCACCGUGUUGACAGUUGCACUGAUGGUGCAAAAGCAGUGACGGGUAAAACUCAUGUGAGCAGGGAUCAGGUGGUGGUGCUGGAAGCUGUAUCCCUCACCACCACCCGCCUAGGAAGCCGCUCGCACUGACGGGUGACCUCGAAGCAGUGCCGGCCACGGAGUCAUUAGACUUCGGCCCCUGAGUACACGGCGUCUCGGUGUUCUCGACACAGCAAGUGUGUGAAGCACCUCACGUACCAGGCAUGGCGGCCGCCUCAGCUGGACUGGCCCCUCCCCGUGGGCACCGUCUUUACUUAAACGUGACUGACAGUCGGUUACUCACACGUGUGCGUGACGGAUGGCUGCUCAGAAAUGAACUGUGGCCCUGUCGCUUCAGUGGAACUCCUACAACAAAAGUACCAUAGUCUGGGUGCCUUAGACAACACAGCUCUGGAGGCUGGCAGUCCAAGAUCAAGGUGCCGACGGGGCAGUGUCUGGUGAGAGCGCGUGUAGGCGGCAGCCCCCUGCUCUCUGUGUCCUCAGCGGCUCCGGGAGGGUCUCUGGGGUCUCCCUCUUUCUCUCCCUCCCCCCCCCCCACCCCCCACCAGCAACGACUGGUGGUAUUUGUGUGUGGCUCAGUAAGCUAGUAUUUUCCAACCUUCAGUAUAUUAUGGUCUCGUUCUUGGGUAGGUGGACCAACGUUAACAGAAUGAAAAGUUGAUUGAAACUACCACUUGUUCUGUUUCGGAAGAGACUAAAACAGAAUAUGCACUGUUUUCCAACUACUGAACAUAUUGAUGUGCCCAGACUCUACAUUGCACUGAAUUGAAUGUGCUGUUAGAAGCAGAUGUGAGAACCCACUGUCCUCUGUUAAGAGAGACAUUGAGGAGAUUUGCAGUAGUGGAAAACAAUGCCACUCUUCUUUUUUUGUUUUGGAAAAUACAAAAAGUGUACAUUAACGUUGUGUGUUCAUUAUUAUUUUAAAAUAAAUAUUUGCCUUAA